Molecule: messenger RNA, 2447 nt
Organism: Anthonomus grandis grandis
Lineage: Eukaryota; Metazoa; Arthropoda; Insecta; Coleoptera; Curculionidae
Product: suppressor of lurcher protein 1
Exons: 13
Coding region: 67-1947 (626 amino acids)
Cellular component (GO): plasma membrane
Source: RefSeq, a predicted model, not a curated record
GAAGCGUCACGGAGUCUAGAUGUUCCACAGCAUGUCCAGACAUUCAGAGGAUAAUGAUAGGAAAUAAUGCGCGAAGAUAAUGUAAUGGAGUUGCCGUUUUUUCUACUUGUGCUGGAAAUAACCUUUAUUGUCGUGGGAAAAGCUGUACAUCCAGGUUGCGAAUGCCUCAUAUUCUCAUCGACUUACAGCAAGGAAAAGGCAGUGUUUAAGAGCCCGGAUUACCCGACGCCGUACUCUCCAAACAUCGAUUGCCUUUUAUACAGUUUUGUGUCGGGCCCCGAUGAAAUCAUAGAGAUUACCUUCGAGGAUUUUAAUGUUUACCGGGACAAGUCAGACUGCCUUCGAGGAGAUUAUGUGAAAGUGUUUAUACACCUAGAUUCAGCCGGCAUAAACGAAUACACGCCCUGGGAAACGGUAUACUGCGGCCGUAUGGUCGAUAUUCCCUCCGUAAUUUAUUCCUCUGGACCUGCACUUGUGCUGGAGUUUCAUUCGGGACCAAGAGUUACUAACACCACCGGAUUUACCGGACACUUCAAGUUUAUAGACAAACGUGUAUUCCAUACCGAGGGUGUCUUACUACCAAACACCAUGUGCGACUACCAGUUUCAGAGUUCACCCGAAGAGUCAGCCUAUGGAAAGUUUUAUUCACCAAGAUAUCCAUCAAGCUACCCAAAGAACAGUAGGUGUUCUUAUAGAUUUAGAGCUAGAUACAAGGAAAGGAUACGAGUCGUCUUCGAAGAAGUUUUACUACAAAAGGGAGAUAUAAGUUGCCUCAAUAGAGCGGAUAUAAUACGUAUCUACGAUGGUAAAUCAACCUCAGAUGCAGUGAUACGAGUUCUUUGCAAUGAAGGUAAUGAGUUGGAGGUACUAUCCACUGGAUCCGAGCUAUUUAUAGAAUUUGUGGCGAACUCAAACUCUCCAGGACAAGGGUUCAAGGCUAGAUACCAAUUCCAGUCGAUGGAGGAGACCAAUACCAUAGAUAACUCCAAGUAUAAUCGGCUCGGUUUUCUCUUUCCAACCGAAGUAGGUCCCAGUGUCAGUGAAACACGUUCGAGUUGCGACAUUAUAAUAAAUAGUGACACAAGCAAGAAUGGAACUAUAAUGAGUCCCAUGUAUCCGUCACCAUAUCCCUCCAAGACUACCUGUAGAUACGAGUUUCAAGGCAGAGGAAAAGAGAGGGUUCAAGUGGUUUUUCACGAUUUUAAUCUCUAUCAUGUACAGGAUCAUUCUAAAGAUUGUGAAAAUCAGGACUCUCUAAACGCCUUCGUGCACAUCGAUGGACGCAUGGAGAAGAUAGAUUCCUUUUGCGGGUCGACCCUCCCUAAACCGGUGAUGUCCAAUGGGCCCAGACUUAAAUUAGAGUUUCAAAGUUUGUAUGCCUCCAGAUACUCCAGAGGGUUUAACGCUACGUAUAUUUUUACUGAUAAUUUUGGAAUUAAGACUGGUACGCAGGUUCCAGACUAUCCUUGUGCCUUUGAACUAAACAGUAACGUUUCCAAAGUAGGAUACUUCCACAGUCCAAAUUUUCCCGGUGUUUAUCCCAGAGAUACGGAAUGCCACUACUUCUUUCAUGGCAAUCCGAAGGAAAAGGUGCAUCUGCAUUUUAAUUAUUUUGACGUUGAGGGAGUAUUACCCUGCGAAGCGAUUUCCGCUAGUGAUUACGUAGAGUUUAGCAAUUUCAUACCAAGGGAUCGGAAAUAUCAGCGACACUGCGGGCAGCUGAAAGAGUUUGAUAUCGAGUCGGACAGGAAAUUUUUCAGAGUCACUUUUCGGUCGAACGACAGACUUGAUGGCACGGGCUUUAAUGCAACUUACCACUUUUUAAACCAAGUCGAUAUGUACACUGUCAUACCUAAAAUCAAUGGAAGUAAGGGCUGUUUAGCUCAUUCAUAUCUGCUCCUAUCAAUGGUCCUAAGUACUUUCCUGCUUAUGGUAAGGGUACCAUAAAUGAAGCUCACACACCCACUGAUAUUUUAGGAAAAUUAUUCCAUUUUUGUGGAAAAUUACGUAAGAUGCAAGAAAAAUCUGUAUGAGGAAUUAUUAGAAAUAACUUCAUAUUGCAUGUUCUCUUCUAAGACUGUUUUCAAAUUAAAUUUAUUCUUAUUGGUUUUUUUUCAUAUGACCUCUGCCAUCUUAAUAACAUUAAACUUUGUAAAAAUAUUUAUAAUUUUAUUUUUCAAUGUAUAUUAUAUAUAAACAUUGAAUAAUAUAACAAAAAAUUUGUCUAGAUUACCACACUUUGAACCAUACAAUAUUGCUAUGUUUAAAUGUUUUAACCGGAAUUUGAGUUAAAGAGUUAUUUUAUUAUUAAAUCUAAAGAAUUUAUUUAAUUUUUACGUAAUAAGAUAAAAUUAAGCAAUAAAACACUUGACAAAUUAAAGACUUUUAAUUAGGUAUUUGUUAUUUCUUAAAUUUAUUAAAUUCAUCUAUUUGCAGGGUCAAUAUGU